CUUCCGGGCGCCGCCUCAUUUCCGGCUGCUCUGGCGCGGCGGGCCAUCCCCGGCCCGGAUGGUCCAGACGCGGCGCCCGGCGGGGAGCGGCGGACGUCCGCAGGGCAGCAGGGGAGCGGCGGGCGGCGGGCAUGGCCGCUGCCUGGAGGCGCGCGCUGCUGGUCCUGCUGGCCUCGCACGUGGUGUCCGCGGCGAGCUCCUCGGACGAGGACGAAGUUCCCGAAGAGUGGCUCCUCCUGCACGUUGUGCAGGGCCAGAUAGGAGCCGGGAAUUACAGCUACUUGAGGUUGAAUCACGAGGGGAAGAUUGUUCUUAGGAUGCAGAGCUUGAAGGGAGACGCAGACCUGUACGUGUCGGACAGCACCCUGCACCCGAGCUUCGACGACUACGAGCUCCAGUCCGUCACGUGCGGCCAGGACGUGGUGUCCAUCCCCGCGCACUUCCAGCGCCCCGUGGGCAUCGGCAUCUACGGGCACCCGUCCCACCAUGAGAGCGAGUUCGAGAUGAAAGUGUACUUCGACCGCAGGAUUGAGCAGUCCCCGUUUGCCGAGGUCGCGGUCUUCGAUGGCAGGGACCCGGCGCACAGGCACGCCCACGCCCCGGAGGACGCGCCCCAGGAGGAGGAGUCCGUGCUCUGGACCAUACUCAUUAGUAUUCUGAAACUGGUCCUCGAAAUCCUGUUCUGAUUCACUGAACAUGCUCUGGAAUCUGGGAAGUUGAUUGCAGUUCUCUCUGAAUCCAGCUACCCUGGUCUGGUGGAAAUUCUGGUUACUUCUAAUUGGGGGGUGGAAAAAUAAAGCCAUACAGUUUUGUUACCUCAUAUACCCCAAAAGUAGGGAAAGCAGCAAGAACGAUGUUUUUUUCCUCCAAAUGUCAAAAUUCCUGUAAAAGGAAUACGCACAAUAAAAUGUUUAAACUCCAGUUUGAUUAGUUUGUCAGGUGACUAAAAAUAUUGCAGUAACCCAGGUAUAUAUAAAAUAAAUUGAAACAGAGCAUCAGAUUAAAAGGUUGGUAGCUAGAACUGUAUUCUGGUUAGAUUCCCAAUGCAGUUACAACGUGUAGACUUUGAAGAGUUACUAAAAGCAAGUCUGAAAUGUAAUGAUUUCUGGGGAUUUGCGUGAGUAUGGGGCAAAAGCCCCGUGCCUGUUCCCCAGGUCAAGUGGGCACCCGUCUCCAGACAGAUUUCCUGGCAGACCCAGGUUCUGAAUCUCAUCAGGUCAUUUGUUAUUUAUCACCUUGGGCUACCUAUUUAAAAUUCUUCUAUCAUUAAAAUAACUUAUGCUACCCACAAUAGGCCAGAAACUAUAGGAAAAUUUCAUGCAAAUACUAGUCACUUUCAGGUCAAUGGAGAAAUAGUUGAGUAUUUCAAUUAAACUGCCUAAUAUUUCCAACUGAAUUUCUGGAUAAAGCCAAAGUACUAAGAGAUUAAAAGAAACUUUUGGAAAAUGAACUGUUAUUUCUCUACUUGUAAUUGGUUCAAGGGUAAAAGUGGCUUAUAACAAAUAAAUCAACUUGCAGAUUUUAA
Messenger RNA from Neomonachus schauinslandi (Hawaiian monk seal), 1525 nucleotides. It is a transcript of the gene C8H6orf120, whose product is annotated as chromosome 8 C6orf120 homolog. The transcript is spliced from 2 exons. NCBI's taxonomy places the organism in Eukaryota, Metazoa, Chordata, Mammalia, Carnivora, Phocidae. The coding region runs from base 132 to 686 and encodes 184 amino acids. The record is from RefSeq and is a predicted model, not a curated record.